Molecule: messenger RNA, 4098 nt
Organism: Patella vulgata (common limpet)
Lineage: Eukaryota; Metazoa; Mollusca; Gastropoda; Patellidae
Product: innexin unc-9
Exons: 3
Coding region: 92-1300 (402 amino acids)
Source: RefSeq, a predicted model, not a curated record
AAUACUGACCAGAGAACAGAAAGUGACCAAGGAGUAUCUAAGAUAAACUGGUGAUGUGGUAAAGGCCAUUAGAUAAGAAUUAAACUCAACAAUGUCAGUUUCGGCCAUUAUUGGAGGUUUCUCAAGCUACUCCAAGCUUCGAGGAUCAAAUGAUGAUGAUUGGGUGGACAGAGUCAACCAUCUGUACACUGUUAUUAUUCUAGUUAUUUUCGCCAUCUUCAUCAGUGGUGGACAGUAUGUGGGUAACCCAAUUGAAUGCUGGUGCCCCGCCCAUUUUACGGGCUCAUAUGUAGCCUACACAAAAUCAUACUGCUGGGUGAAAAAUACGUACUAUAUUCCCAUGGACAACACCAUUCCCGUGGAGCAUAACAAUAGAUCUUCAGAAGAACUCACCUACUACCAGUGGGUGCCCAUCAUUCUCCUCUUCAUGGCCUUCCUUUUCAAAGCACCCAGCAUCCUCUGGAGGAUCUUCAAUAGCGGAUCGGGAUUGAACCUGGAAAAAAUUGUCAACAUGACAACUGAUACCCAAAUAGGAAGUCCGGACAAACGAGAAGAAACGUUGCGUCAUAUCUCGGUUUACAUGGAUCGUUGGUUGGAGACGCAUCGCCAGUAUCAUUGGAACGCUCUCAUCCGAGCUCGAGAAAGAGUUUCCAAACUCUGUUGCUUUUUGUGCUCAAAAAGAGAUGGUACUUACCUAACCGGGCUUUAUAUUUUCGUCAAAUUGGUCUACGUUGUUAACGUUAUCUGUCAGUUUUUCCUGCUCAACGCUUUUAUGGGUGAGUGGUAUAACAUGUAUGGUAUGGAGGUGCUGAGUGGUCUCUAUAACGAUCAUGCCUGGAAGGACUCGCCAAGAUUCCCCAAAGUAACCCUUUGUGAUUUCGACAUUCGUCAACUGAACAACAUUCAACGACACACCGUGCAAUGCGUCCUUCCCAUCAAUCUUUUCAACGAGAAGAUCUUUAUCUUCCUCUGGUUCUGGUUUGUCGUCGUUGCUGUUGUAACCGUCGCUAACUUCGGCUUCUGGAUCUGGAGAGUCCUCUUCAAGAUGAACCGAGUCCGAUACAUCAAGAAAUAUCUUAAACUCUUGGAUGAGGUGCGCGGAGAAGAAGACAAACGGUUUGCCAAGAAAUUCGCUGACCAGUAUCUGCGAGAUGAUGGCAUCUUCGUUCUUAGGUUAAUCGGCAAGAACUCUAACGAUAUUUUAUUAUCUGACCUAGUCUCAAACCUUUGGAAAAUCUACAAAAGUAAACCGAUGAUUAAAAAGGAAUAUGCUGAUGAUAACAACGAAUCACAUGCUUAACAAUUGAACUUGUCAGAACAUAAAUAGGAUUUUUUUCGAUAUGAAAUAUCUGUAUAUUUUCAUGAAUAUAUUAUUAAUAAACGUGACUUUAGUUCGCGUUUGACAACAAAUCACGUGGCUUCCAUGGUGUUGUGUGAUUGGCCUAAAGGUGGUGAUACUGCUGAACUGUAUUAUAGAUAUAUAUAUAUAUAUAUAACUGCCAUCUUGUAUAAAAUUAAUAGAGUGGAUGGGGUGUUUUUUUUAUCAUUCAAAAGUGUAGUUUCCAUGGCAAUCAGUAAACAUUCCCAUAAUCAAUUCACAUUCCAACUAUAGUUGUCGGAAACGAAAAACGGCUGUUUUUUCUGGACUUUGAUUCUCAUCGUCUUUUAUUAAGCUGUGAUUACAUCGGGCAACUCAGUUCGCUCAUAACACCGGAAAAAUGAGUUGUUACGAAUCAUCAGUACUGUGAUUACCGGUAAUACCAACGGAUCAGUAGUCAAUUACUAUGAUAUAAACAAUCAUUAAGGUUAUCUUUUCCAGUAUUUCGUAUUACAGAACAACAAGAACUAGUCCAGAUCAAGUUUCUAAUCGAGACUACUGAUGCCUUUUCUGUUACACAUUCUAUUACGUCACGUAAUUUAUAUAUCUCAACGAACAACGAUGUCUACUUUGCUCACAAUAUUACGUUACGUGCCUUUCAGAGGUUGGCAAUUCAAGUAUUCCAGCAAUAGAUUUUAAUUAAUAUAUUGACCUAAUUAAUAUUGUGCAUUUUUUGGUUUCAAACCAUAUGUGCCUUAAAGUUUCAGACAUUUAAAAUAGCUUUUUAUAUAUUUUAUUUUUAAAAACAUAUUACUGAAUAUAAUGCGAUAAAGUUCUGGGCAUUAAUUGUGUUUUACACACUAAUCUCAGUGCAUUUUUAGUCAUUUAUUUCAUGUUAAACAUCGAAUUGUUCAAUUUCAAAGGAUUGGUUUUGCCAUCUUUUUAUUUUCGUUCAGUGGUUUGGGUAUUCUUUAAGUGAUUUGUUUCCUUUAUAAAGGGGGUAUUACUUCUUUCUUUUUUUCUUUAUUUUUUAAAUUUUUGAUAAUUUGGGAAUUUCAUCAUUACAGCUUCCGCGUAUUAUAUUAUUUUCUACAAAACUAAAGUAAUUUAUAGUUUAUUCUGAAAUGCUGAAUUGACGUUAUUCAAGUUUAAUGUAUAUUAUAUUUUUUCCUCGCUUAUAUCAUAAUGUAAUUGUGUAUCAAGCAUUUCAGAUUUUCAACCUUCCUGUAUAUAAAUAGAAAAUUGGCUUUGUAUACCAUUUAUCUACUUUAUAAAAGAUAGUUUAAAUAUACAGAGCUGUUAUCUUAAUUUUAGUCUAUAUAUAUAUAUAUAAAUAAAUAUAUGCCCGCCUUCUUUAUGUAUUUAGAAUGUAUAUUAUUGCAGUUACUGUGGUUCGAGACAGGGGUAUUUGAAUUAUUUAAAAUUAUUUUAAGUUGACGGUUUAACACUGAGCUAUUUUCACUAUCUUUAUUUCGAGAAACAUACAUGAAGGUAAAAUUAAUUAAUUAUAUAGUUUAGAAUGUUUAUUGUAAUCAUAAAGCCCCAGUCUAUUUCUAUAGUAAUAUGUAGGUAGUGUAGUUGUUUGCAUAUCUGCUUAGUGAAUUAAAUUAUAUAUUAAUUUUAAUUGUGGCAGAAUGAUAAAUCACGCUCAUGAAACCUGUCUACGCAGUCGCAGUAAAAUUUUGUGAAAAUCACUAUACACUGCAUCUAAUGCAGAACACUCCAUUGCAGAUUAAAGUCACUUAGUUAAAUGUUUAAACUAAUGGAGUACAACAUAAAACGAAACGUGGUUUACAUCUGGUUUUAAACAGUUUGACUCCAGUGGGAACUGCCGAAUAAGCCCUUACCCCUCCCCUUACCUCCUCCUUAAAGCUCGGCUGCACAGGUUUUACUGUGGAGUGAUUAUCUGUCUACAUUUGCCAUGUUUACGGGAAUCGUAGUUUGUCAAUGAGAGAGGUCUUUUCCAGGUUGGGUAAAGAUUUGCGUUAGGCGUAGGUUAUAGCCCUAGUAGCCGUAACCCAGAAUUCCCAACAGGUGAAUUUAUUUAUGGAAAGACCUCCUUAACAGACCUGAUCUCCUCCUCUCCUGGCCUGAAAAUAGAUAAUACCCUUUUGAAUCCAAGUCACCGUGCAUAUUACAUAGAUUAAACCCUUAUAUUAAUAUAUAGUGUGUAGUCAUAUUAAUCUAAAUUGAUAUAUCAAUCUGGAUAAUCUGGUCAGUGAAAAUCAAAAUGUAAUUGUGAAAUGAUGUGUUAUAAUGAUUAAGGAAUUGAUAAUAUUUGAUGCGGUGUGCCUUGGCAGCUCUAUGACCCGUAAAGCCAUUUAUUAUUUUUUUUAAAUUGGGACAUCGAAACCGGUAUAUAUAUAUCAUCGACUGUCGAGGUCAAAUAAAUUUUGGACAUCGAAAAUUCUAAUGGUAGUCAAUAGUCAUUGAAUUUCAAGUAACAUUUUGAACCUCGAAAUUUCUAAUGAUAGUCGAUCGUCAUUGAAUAUCAAAUAAAACCCCGGAUAUUGAAAAUUCUAUAGAUAGUCGAUAGUCAUUGAUUUGGCCUCCAAAAAAUUAGAUUUCGAAAAUUCUAGUCGAGAGUCAUGUGAUCCCUCAUCUGGUAAGACGGUCAUGGAAACACCAAUAUUAUCAUUUCUUCUAGAUUUUAAAUACUAAAAUAUUAAAUGAUGCAGUUUAAAUUUAUAUUUUUAUUGUGUGAUUAUAGGAUCAUUGAAUGAAUGAAUGAAUGUAUAAAAUUUAUUGGGUUAUUAAAAAAUGUUGCUGUAAUAAUACAA